Molecule: messenger RNA, 1687 nt
Organism: Hermetia illucens (black soldier fly)
Lineage: Eukaryota; Metazoa; Arthropoda; Insecta; Diptera; Stratiomyidae
Product: glycosaminoglycan xylosylkinase homolog
Exons: 5
Coding region: 302-1564 (420 amino acids)
Biological process (GO): protein phosphorylation
Cellular component (GO): Golgi apparatus
Molecular function (GO): phosphotransferase activity, alcohol group as acceptor
Source: RefSeq, a predicted model, not a curated record
ACAAUCAGCUGUUCCCCCUGGCACGUUCUCAUACAAGUGUGAGGGGCGUGCGCCGCAACCAAAACAUCACCGGUCGCGGCACAAGAAAUGCUAUUCAAAAAUAACUCAAAAACAAUAUUCGUCGGUUUUGUGUUUUACAACAAAUGCAUACGAAAUUGAAUCAAAAGACGUGUUUAUUAAUGGUGACGCUGUGCGGCUCAUUGUCUUCCUCUGCAGUCGCCAGAUGUGUUGCAAGUGAAAUUCCGAUUCCGGCCUUUUAAUUGCAUUUGGGCAGUUGCAUUUUGCGUCCGAUGUCGGCCAGAUGACAAAUAAGCGGGUUCUUUACGUUGCCGGGAUCCUCCUAUCGUUCGUUGCGCUCGCGUUGGUCGGGAAUGUCUACUUGCUGUCGCGUUUGAAUGAUGAGCCCGCGAUUAAGGUGAGCAGCGUCCGGGCGCUGGAGAAUCUAAUUCGGCAUCGGGUGCGCAGCUUGAAACCUUCCUAUCUGAAUCGUAAUCCGCGCUUCUUCAUGUAUCGAAAUAGAUUGCUGCGGAACUACAAGCCGGCGCCGUACGAGAAUGCAAGCGUUAUUUGGGAUAUCGUCAACUGGUGGCCUGCCGAGAAUGAGAUUUACCCCAUGUACGAUUCCUCAAUGGGGCAACUGCUAAGCACCCUUUCAAAGGAACCCAUCACCAGAGCCCAGAACUCACCAAGAGGAACACAAUUAAAAUUAGUUCUUAAAUUGGCAAACCAGCAAAAAGUUAUUUUUAAACCGCAAUGGUACGGUCGUGACGAAGUAAUUGAUGGGCCUGUUUAUGGCGGGAAAGACAGACAUAACGCUGAGAUUUACGCAUUCUACCUAGCGGCAGUACUCAAUAUGCGGUGGACACCCAUCGCGGUCGGACGGAAGCUGGAUUUGAAAGAGAUUUACCAGAAAGCGGACCAGGAAUUGAAAAACACGAUGCUAGUUCAAGAAACUAGCAACGGAACUGAAUACUGUGUUUAUGGAAAGUGUCAUUAUUGUACAGAAGACGAGCCAGUCUGCGCCGAUGAGAACAACUUAAUUGAAGGUGCCAUAAUAUAUCUUAUUCCUGGAACGCUUUCGAGACAUCGAUCGCCUUGGCAAAGGACAUAUAAAGAUGGUGUUCGGGCUGCUUGGGAAGACGAUAUGAAUUACUGCAUACCUCUAAAAGACAAAAUUGAUACGACUCGCCUUUUAGAUUUGAUAGACGCAUCGAUAUUCGACUUCCUCAUACAAAACGGUGACCGUCACCACUAUGAAACUCGAGGGGGUGGUCUUAUAUUGAUAGAUAACGGAAAAGCAUUUGGAAAUCCGAACAAAGACUUCUUUGACGUUUUAGCACCUCUUUAUCAAUGUUGCAUUUUACGAAAAACCACAUGGGACCGACUGCUUGUAUUUUCCGGUGGAACUCUGACUGAUCUCAUAGAUCGGAUGACUAAAAAUGAUGAACUGUAUCCGAUAAUUAAUAAGAAGCACAAACAAGCCGUGGAGAGACGUCUACUCAUUGUAUAUAGUGUGGUUGAAUACUGCCUUGAUACCUAUGGCGAGAAGAUUUUGAAAUCUUAAGCCUAGAGCAUUGUGAUUUAACUUAGAGCUACAGUAAGAACAAAAUCCUAAAAUAAGUCGAAAAUUAUAUAUAAAAAGUACAUGUAAGAAAUGCCAAGAAUCAAAGUAGAAUGUCAUCAUGAA